AAUGGCAGCAGGAUGUGCCCAGGAGAGGCAGCUUCAGACUCGGGAAUCGUGUGAAUCUUAGAGUGUCUGGGAGCAGACGGCCAGGGCCCACUGCCAGGCACAGGUGAGGGGCACAGGCUGGCGGGCGUGUCCUUGUUCCAGCUUGGGAAAGCUCCAGGGUCUGAAGGGCGCGGUCCAGUCAGGCGCCUGCUGGGCGAGGGAUGCUGCCCCGCCCCGGGAGGGCGGGCCGGGAAGAAGUGUACUAGAAGUGCACCAGCCGCCGCCCAACUUGCUAACAGCUAGCGGAGCGACGGGCGGAGCACUGACCAGAAUUUUCAAGAGAAACAUUAUUUAACAUCGGAGAUUUGGCCUUCAGAUUUAAGAGCUUAACGAAAAUGGCAGACAGUUUUUCGCUUAAUGAUGCCUUAGCUGGCCCUGGAAACCCAAACCCUCAAGGAUGGCCCGGUGCAUGGGGGAACCAGCCUGGGGCAGGGGGUUACCCAGGGGCUGCCUAUCCUGGGGCCUACCCGGGACAGGCUCCUCCAGGAGCUUAUCCUGGACAGGCUCCUCCUGGUGCGUACCCUGGCCCAACUGCCCCUGGAGCUUACCCUGGCCCAACUGCCCCUGGAGCUUACCCUGGUCCAACUGCCCCUGGAGCUUACCCUGGACCUCCUGCACCUGGAGCCUUGCCAGGGCAACCUGGAGGACCCGGAGCCUACCCUAGUGCUCCUGGGGCCUAUCCUGCUGCUGGCCCCUUUGGUGCCCCUACUGGAUCACUGACCGUGCCCUAUCACCUGCCCUUGCCUGGAGGAGUCACGCCUCGCAUGCUGAUCACCAUCAUGGGCGCAGUGAACCCCAACGCAAACAAGUUUAUUCUAAAUUUCAAGAAAGGGAAUGACGUUGCCUUCCACUUUAACCCCCGCUUCAACGAGAACAACAAGAGGGUCAUUGUGUGCAACACCCAAGAGCAUAACAACUGGGGACGGGAAGAAAGACAGUCAGCUUUCCCAUUUCAGAGUGGCCAACCAUUCAAAAUCCAAGUGCUGGUUGAACCCGACCAUUUCAAGGUUGCAGUCAACGAUGCUCACUUGCUGCAGUACAACCAUCGGAUGAAAAAUCUCAGGGAAAUCAACCAAAUGGAAAUUUCUGGUGAUGUAACCCUUACCAGUGUUUCACCAACCAUGAUCUAAUCCAGAAGGGGCAGCGUGUGGGCGCGAAGCCGGAGUUAAGUGUUACACAUUGAAGGCUCCGUGCUGAUGAUGAGUGGAAAAUCUAACAUUUAUUCCUUCUUAUCCUUCUUGUAAGGCAUCCAUUUAAUAAAUAUUUUCGU
Onychomys torridus (southern grasshopper mouse) is the source of this 1309-nucleotide messenger RNA. RefSeq names its product galectin 3 (gene Lgals3). The transcript has 7 exons. Gene Ontology annotation, biological process: eosinophil chemotaxis; monocyte chemotaxis; positive regulation of calcium ion import. NCBI's taxonomy places the organism in Eukaryota, Metazoa, Chordata, Mammalia, Rodentia, Cricetidae. The record is from RefSeq and is a predicted model, not a curated record. Gene Ontology annotation, cellular component: nucleus; immunological synapse. Gene Ontology annotation, molecular function: laminin binding; carbohydrate binding; IgE binding. Bases 375 to 1169 code for a protein of 264 amino acids.